UUGCUCGUAAGCGCCAUCGCCUGCCUUUGUUCCAGCUCUAUUUUUUUCUGUCACUCAGCUUUGGGAAAUUUGUGUAAAAUAAGAAAAAUCCAAACGAAAGAUCAACCAUGGCAUUUAAUAUGCUGAUGUCUGCCGAUGGAAUUAAAUUCAGGAUCGCCUUGCCAAUUAUCCAGCGAUGCGGACUGCUCAUGGAACUGAUGGACAGUUUGGAAUUGAACGACGAGAGGCCCCAAAAUGUCUAUUUGCCUCGUAUACAAUCGAAGGAACUGUCUAAGAUUUUGAUAUGGGCUGACUUCGACGCUUUGUUUUCGGAUCGCUUUGACGAAGAGGAUAAUGAAGAGGAGUUCAAGCCAUGGUUCGCCAACUACCUAAACGUAUCCCAUCAGUCUCUGCUACGGCUAUGGCAGGGGGCCAUGUACUUGAAAGCCAACGGCCUCAACCGACUUAUCUGCAAGUACAUACGACACAUCAUCCUGGAGAAACCACUCGCCACUCUCGAGCCUCUCAAAAUACAGUGCUACCUCACACCCGCCCAGCGGGAGCAGCUGACCAAGGACGGAGUCUCGGUGGAAAGUAUCAAGAAGUUCUGCAUGGAGCAUGUCGCUUAUCAGAAUAUCAACACCAGUGCUGGAGCAGCCCGUGCAAGCGACGACAACGAAUCGCUUGAAUAAAUAUGUAGAAUGUACAUACAUGUAUUAAAGCUAAAAAAUGUAAU
This is a messenger RNA of Drosophila obscura, 715 nucleotides long. RefSeq lists its product as uncharacterized. Gene Ontology annotation, biological process: SCF-dependent proteasomal ubiquitin-dependent protein catabolic process. Lineage: Eukaryota; Metazoa; Arthropoda; Insecta; Diptera; Drosophilidae. The record is from RefSeq and is a predicted model, not a curated record. Gene Ontology annotation, cellular component: cytoplasm; nucleus. The coding region runs from base 108 to 671 and encodes 187 amino acids. The transcript is spliced from 2 exons. Gene Ontology annotation, molecular function: cullin family protein binding.